GCUCGCUUCGGCAGCACAUAUACUAAAAUUGGAACAAUACAGAGAAGAUUAGCAUGGCCCCUCUUGCGUAUCUGGAGCUCAUUCUUCUCUGUUUCAAUUGUUUCAAAUACCCUCCUCCAAUGUUUCAAUUGUUUCAAAUACCCUCCUCCAAUCAGAGCUUUUGCUUGUUUCAAAUUGGAGAAAGAGAGCAAAAACCCACCAAUGAAAAGUCUAGCUUGUUUCAAAUGUUUUUCAGCCAAUCAUCACUCUCCGAAAGUCCUGGAACGUAACUUCACCACACAAAAAAUAUUUUCCGGCAGCCGUUGUUUGAUCAUACCUACCCUCAGACCUAUCAAGCAAACAUGGAAAAUCCUAGUUUCCGGUUCACGCCCUCACAGGAGUUGGUCCUCAAGGCCACACCGCAGGCAGUUAAAGUGGCCGCUGACGGCCCCCCUGCUUCUGGUGCCCAGGGCCCUCCUGUGAGGGCUAAGAAGUGGGAGGAAGUGGAAGCAGAGGCUCGAGCCCGUGUCGUCUCCGAGGGAGGUGACCCCGGUGCAGAGAUGGUCGUCCUGAGCCGGUGCGCGGUUCAGUUCGGCAAGUACCGUGGUCAGACCUUCAAGUGGAUGAUGGAGAACGACGUGGGCUACAUGGUGCACCUGGUAACGGUGCAUCAGAAGGAGAGAGAGCGAGAGGGCAGUGUUUCCCAGCAUCCCCUGAUGGCCAACAAGGACGCCUUGACUCGCUAUUCGUGCGCCUAUCCGGCCUUCUCUGAGAUGGUCAGGUUCAACCGGGCGCACGAGGAAGCUGAAGUCCUGUCCUCCCAGCCAGGCCAGGAGGGCAAGGCCCUUGUCGGCAUCGGAAAGUACAAGUGGGACACGCUGCAGGACCUGUAUGAGGCUACGGGUGCAGACAGGAUAAAAUAUGUCAGGAGCAUGAGGACGCAGACACCCCGUUAUCCUGGGAGUGCGAUGGCCGCCUUAAUUGAUUACAUUCAGCGCAGAGACCGGGAGGGGGUAGCUGCUGUGGCCAGGCCCGCCGCAGCCAGCACCAUCCCCGCCAGUAACACCCGGCCCAACAGUGCGGCUACGCCUCUUGGUCCUGCGAUCUCUGCGUUCCUUUCAAGGCGCUCUCUCGCCCCAGGCGAACUGCAGGCGAAGAUGAAUAAACUCAUUGCUUCUCAGCCUGCAGUUCAAGGGGUGUCUUUCCCUCGACCAGCACUGCCACCAACAGAUAUAUCAGACGCAGAGCUGGUCAAAGCAGCUGCUGACAUAGACACAUCCGUUGCCCUACAGCUCCACCCAUCGCUCCCUCGGCCUCUGCCUCCAAAUGACCGAGCCCCGGUCCCUGCCCUGGUUCCUGACCCGGCCCCUGCUCCUGCCCUACUAGGGCGGAGCGAAGAGGAGGAUUUGCCCCGGCAGUCCUUCCUGCCUCCAAGGCCCGCCUCAGAAAGUGCUGAGCUGCUGCUUCCAGAGAGUUGGCGUUCAUCUCUCACCAAGGAGCAGCAGCGGUGGAUCGGCCGCACGCUGUUCACCAGGGAUAGCUUUGGGAGGUCGACACUCACCACUGACCUGGUCACGUGGUGGAACCCUCCCCAACCACGGCCGAUCUACAAUCAGCCACCCGCAUCCCCGAGCCCUUCUUCGCAUGUCAGCUGUUCCUUUGGAUGCCCGUACGCAUGUGGGCAUACAAGCUGGCAUGCCCCCAGUCUGGGUGCAGAGGCACACUGUGCCAGGCUGGGCUCUACAAGACCAUCCGGAGGGUCUUGGACAUCGACCGCUGGUAUCUCAUGGCCACUGAGUACCUGGAAUGCGGCCGGUGUAAGAAGAAGGUCGCGGGGUGGUCACGGGACCUUGUCAGUCAGCUGGACGCUCGGCAUCGCUGCCAGUUUCCAGCAAUAUUGACAUACAAGCUGUCCUGUGACCUGCGGGUUGUGAGGAUGCUGAGGUCGCGCACUUUGGGGAACAGUGCGUCACAGACCUACAGCAAGCUGUGUGAAAGUCACAGCGAGUCCUGGAUGCGGUGUUGUAUACGGUACCUCGGG
Molecule: messenger RNA, 2020 nt
Organism: Oncorhynchus masou masou (cherry salmon)
Lineage: Eukaryota; Metazoa; Chordata; Actinopteri; Salmoniformes; Salmonidae
Exons: 10
Coding region: 342-1880 (512 amino acids)
Source: RefSeq, a predicted model, not a curated record